CGGGGGGUCGCAGCAACUCCCAAUAAUUUCUGGACGACGACCACUUCCCACCUAUCGAAGUUGACGAGUCCAGUACGAUUACAAUCACCGUCUUAAACGACCGGAGAACGAGUUCCACAACUUCAUUUCCCUUAUACGACCGCACCGUCAUCGCAAUGGAUCAAAUCAAGGAGCUGGCCGAUGUGCCGCAGGAGUUUGUUAAGGACGGCAUGCUGUUCAUCAACCGGUGCACCAAGCCUGACAAGCGGGAAUUCCUCAAAAUCUGUCAAGCAGUGGGCGUUGGUUUCAUAGUCAUGGGCGUCAUUGGAUACAUUGUCAAGCUCGUGCACAUCCCUGUGAACAACAUCUUGGUGGGCGGCUCGUAAACGAGGAGACCCGAAGCGAAGCAGAAAGGCAUGGGAGCUUGGACGAAUGAGUGCAAGCAAGAGCGAGGUGUACACUCGGAAAGUCCAAACACCAAAACCGAUCGAUAUCACAUUUGCGGAGAAUGAGAUUGCGAGGCCGGAGAGCGCCAGCCAAGCGCCAGGACUGUACAACAUGAAGCAUUUGGGGAGCGGGAGUUUGAUCAUCCAUUCAUAUAUACACAUCAUGAGCCAAUUCAUGUUCAUUCGGAUACCCAGAAAGCUCUUGGGACCUGAUUUCGAA
Molecule: messenger RNA, 645 nt
Organism: Westerdykella ornata
Lineage: Eukaryota; Fungi; Ascomycota; Dothideomycetes; Pleosporales; Sporormiaceae
Product: translocation complex subunit Sss1
Exons: 4
Coding region: 156-365 (69 amino acids)
Biological process (GO): post-translational protein targeting to membrane, translocation; protein targeting
Cellular component (GO): Ssh1 translocon complex; membrane
Molecular function (GO): transmembrane protein transporter activity
Source: RefSeq, a predicted model, not a curated record